CAGAGUCCGGAGCUGAGCAGUCCCGGCCCCGCGCCGUCCGCCAGCCCGCGCCAUGGCCCGCCCGUGGCCGCUGCUGCUGCUGCUGCUGCUGCUGGUGGCGGCUCGCGUCCUGCCCGGCGCCGGGACGUGCCCCGAGCGCGCCCUGGAGCGCCGGGAGGAGGAGGCCAACGUGGUGCUCACCGGCACGGUGGAGGAGAUCCUCAACGUGGACCCGGUGCAGCAUACUUACUCCUGCAAGGUCCGUGUCUGGCGCUACCUGAAGGGCAAGGAUGUGGUGGCGCAGGAGAGCCUGCUAGAUGGCGGCAACAAGGUGGUGAUUGGCGGCUUCGGGGACCCCCUCAUCUGUGACAACCAGGUGUCCACAGGUGACACCAGAAUCUUCUUUGUGAACCCUGCGCCCCCAGACCUGUGGCCGGCCCACAAAAAUGAGCUCAUGCUAAAUUCCAGUCUCAUGCGGAUCACGCUGCGCAACUUGGAGGAGGUGGAGCACUGUGUGGAAGACAAACCUGGGACACACUUCACGCCAGCACCCCCGACGCCCCCGGAUGCCUGCAGAGGGAUGCUGUGUGGCUUCGGUGCUGUGUGCGAGUCCAGUGCAGACAGUCCGGGCCGGGCCUCCUGUGUGUGCAAGAAAAGCGCCUGCCCCAGCGUGGUGGCUCCCGUGUGCGGAUCAGACGCCUCCACCUACAGCAAUGAGUGCGAGCUUCAGCGCGCACAGUGCAGUCAGCAACGCCGCAUCCGCCUGCUCAGCCGCGGACCCUGUGGCUCCCGGGACCCCUGCUCCAACGUGACCUGCAGCUUUGGCAGCACGUGUGCGCGGUCAGCUGACGGACAGACGGCCACAUGCCUGUGCCCAGCCACCUGCCGGGGGGUGCUGGAGGCCACUGUGUGUGGCAGUGACGGUGCCAAUUACCCCAGCGAGUGCCAGUUGCUGCGUCGCGCCUGCGCCCAUCAGGAGAACAUCUUUAAGAAGUUCGACGGUCCUUGUGACCCCUGCCAGGGUGCUCGCCAGGACCCGAGCCGCCUCUGCCGCGUCCACCCGCGCUCCCACCGCGCUGAGAUGCUCCUGUUGCCCGAGAGCUGCAUGGCGCCUCGGGAGCCUGUGUGUGGGGACGAUGGGGUGACAUAUGACAGUGACUGUGUCAUGGUCCGCACGGGGGCUGCCCGCGGCCUCCACCUGCAGAAAGUGCGCUCUGGCAAAUGCCAGCCGAGAGACCAGUGCCUGGAGCCCUGCCGGUUCAACGCUGUGUGCCUGUCCCGCCGAGGCCGGGCCCACUGCUCUUGUGACCGAGUCACCUGUGAUGGGGCCUACCGGCCUGUGUGCGCCCAGGAUGGCCACACUUAUGACAAUGAGUGCUGGCGUCAGCAGGCUGAGUGCCAUCAGCAGCGUGCCAUCCCUGCCAAACACCAGGGCCCGUGUGAGCAACCCCCAUCCCCCUGCCGAGGGAUCCAGUGCCCCUUUGGGGCCAUGUGCACUGUAAAGAACGAGGAGGCCGUGUGCACGUGUCCACAAGCCUGUACUGGUGUCUAUGACCCUGUGUGUGGCAGCGACGGUAUCACCUAUGGAAGCACCUGCGAGUUGGAGGCCACAGCCUGCACCCUGGGGCGGCAGAUCCAUGUGGCACGCAGAGGGCCCUGUGACCGCUGCGGGCAGUGCCGCUUCGGGGCGCUUUGUGAGACAGAGACGGGGCGCUGCGUGUGCCCCUCAGAGUGCGUGGCCCUGGCCCAGCCUGUGUGCGGCUCCGAUGGGCACACAUAUGCCAGUGAGUGUGAGCUACAUGUCCAUGCCUGCACGCACCAGAUCAGCCUCCACGUGGCCUCAACUGGGCAAUGCCAGAGCUGCGGGGACACAGUGUGCGCCUUUGGCGCAGUGUGCCUGGCAGGUCAGUGUGUGUGCCCUCGGUGUGAGCGGCCUCCGCCUGGCCCUGUAUGUGGCAACGAUGGUGUCACCUACCCCAGCUCUUGUGAGUUGCGGGAGGCCUCGUGCCAGCAGCAGGUGCAUAUCGAAGAGGUCCGGGCAGGGCCCUGCGAGCAGGCUGAGUGUGGCUCCGGAGGCUCUGGCUCUGGGGAGGACAGCGAGUGUGAGCCAGAGCUGUGCCGCCAGCGUGGGGGCAUCUGGGAUGAGGAUUCCGAUGAUGGGCCAUGUGUCUGUGACUUCAGCUGUCAAAGCAUUCCCAGAAGUCCUGUCUGUGGCUCUGACAGGGUCACCUAUGGCACCGAGUGUGAGCUGAAGAAGGCCCGCUGUGAGUCCCGGCUGGAGCUGUAUGUGGCUGCACAGGGCACCUGCAAGAGCCCCACCUUGGCACCCCUGCUGCCUGCUGCUCCCUUGCACUGCACCCAGAUGCCCUACGGCUGCUGCCAGGACAAUGCUACUGCCGCCCAGGGUGUGGGGCUGGCUGGCUGCCCCAGCUCCUGCCAGUGCAACCCACACGGCUCCUAUGGUGGUACCUGUGACCCAGCCACAGGCCAGUGCUCUUGCCGCCCUGGCGUGGGGGGCCUCAAGUGCGACCGCUGCGAGCCUGGCUUCUGGAACUUCCGUGGCAUCGUCACCGAGAGCCGGAGUGGCUGCACCCCCUGCAGCUGUGACCCCCAGGGGGCAGUGCGAGAUGACUGUGAGCAGAUGACCGGGCUGUGCUCCUGUAAGCCAGGGGUGGCAGGUCCCAAAUGUGGACAGUGUCCUGACGGCCGGGCCCUGGGCCCUGCUGGCUGCGAAACGGACUCCUCAGCACCCAAGACCUGUGGUGAGAUGCACUGUGAAUUCGGGGCAUCCUGUGUGGAAGAGGUGGGCGCUGCCCACUGUGUGUGCCCCACACCUACCUGUCUCGGACCCAGUGCUGCCAAGGUCUGUGGGUCCGAUGGAGUCACCUAUGGCAAUGAGUGUCAGCUACGGACCAUUGCCUGUCGUCAGGGUCUAAACAUCACCAUCCAGAGCCUCGGCCCGUGCCAGGAGGCUGUGACUCCAGGUGCCCACCCGACCCCUACAUCUGUGGUCACCUUGGGCCUUCCCCCUAGUCAGGCCCUGCAGCCGCCUCCCAGCACCCUGCCCCUGGUUCCCAGCACUACACCCCACAGCUGGUCCACCCCCAAAACACCCCCUCGAGUCUGGACAACGGCCAGUGUACCCAGGAGUAGCGCCAGGCCAGUGCUGACCAUGCCCCCUACAGCCCGCCCCCCGGUCUUCGUCCCGGCCACAUCCGCCUUUGGCGAGUCUGGCAGCGCAGACGGCAGUGGUGACGAAGAGCUCAGUGGGGACCAGGAGGCCAGCGGGGCUGGCUCUGGAGGCCUCGAGCCCCUGGAGGAUGGCAGCCCUGUGACGCCAGGGGCGCCCAUGGAGAGGGCGUCCUGCUACAACUCGGCGAUGGGCUGCUGCUCUGAUGGCAAGACACCCUCAGUGGAUGCGGAGGGCUCCAACUGUCCUGCCACCAAGGCCUUCCAAGGUGUGCUGGAGCUUGAGGGUGUGGAGGGGCAGGACCUGUUCUACACACCAGAGAUGGCAGACCCCAAGUCGGAGCUGUUUGGGGAGACAGCCAGGAGCAUUGAGAGCUCACUGGAUGACCUCUUCCGGAAUUCAGAUGUGAAGAAGGACUUCUGGAGCAUUCGUCUCCGGGACUUGGGUCCCGGUCACUUGGUCCGAGCCAUUGUGGACGUGCACUUCGACCCCACCACGACCUACAGGGCAGUUGAUGUGGGCCGGGCCCUACUCCGCCAGCUGCAGACAUCCCGGCACCACUCCUUGGGGGUAAGGCGGCCGCUGCAGGAUCAUGUGCGCUUCAUGGAUUUUGACUGGAUCCCUACCUCCUUCACGGGAGCCACCCCUGCUGCAGUGACUGCCAGAGCCACUACUGCAUUCUACCUGCCUCCUGUCACUGGGACCCCUCGGGCUCCCCACCCUAGCCGUACCAGCCGACCAGUCAGCAGGACCACCGCCCUCCCCACCACUCACAGGCCCCCUACCACUGCCCCUGGACAUCGGCCCCUACCCCCAGUGCCCUCGAAGCCUCAAGGGCCCUGUGGCUCCCACCCCUGCCUGCACGGGGGCACCUGCCAUGACCAAGAUAUGGGCGGACACUUCAUCUGCAGCUGCCCAGCAGGCAGGGGGGGCACCAUCUGCGAGGAGGAGCUACAACCUGCGGUUCCUGCCUUCCGGGGACAUUCAUUCCUGGCUUUCCCCACACUACGUGCCUACCACACACUGCGCCUGGCACUGGAGUUCCGAGCGCUGGAGCCGCAGGGGCUGCUCCUCUACAAUGGCAACGAACGCGGCAAGGACUUCCUGGCGCUGGCACUGCUGGGUGGCCGAGUGCAGCUCAGGUUCGACACAGGCUCGGGCCCUGCAGUGCUGACCAGCUCUGUGGCAGUGGAGCCAGGCCGCUGGCACCGCCUGGAGCUGUCUCGCUACUGGCGCCGAGGCACCUUGUCAGUGGACAACGAGCCCCCUGUGCUGGGCCAGAGUCCCAGCGGCACCGAUGGCCUCAACCUGGACACGGACCUCUUUGUGGGCGGUUUCCCUGAGGAGCAGGCUUCCGUGGUGCUAGAACGGACCUCAGUUGGCGUUGGGCUGCGGGGCUGUGUUCGCCUGCUGGACAUCAACAACCAGCGUCUGGAACUGGGUCGCUGGCAGGAGCUGGCCAUCCACAGCUCCAAUGUGGGCGAGUGUGGGGACCACCCAUGCCAGCCUAACCCCUGCCUUGGGAGUGCCCCGUGCCAGGUCCUGGGGGAGGGCACAUUCCACUGCCAGUGCCCACCUGGCCACUUUGGCCCAACUUGUGCAGAUGAGAACCCAUGCGAGCCCAACCCUUGCCAUGGGGGAGCCCCCUGCCACCUGCUGCCAGGGGGCACAGCCCAGUGCGAAUGCCCUCCAGGCCAUGGAGGCACCCUCUGCCAGACAGUCUCGAAGCAAGAGGACUCCCAGCCCUUCCUGGCUGACUUCAAUGGCUUCUCCUACCUGGAGCUGAAAGGCCUGCACACCUUCGACCAGGACCUGGGGGAGAAGAUGGCACUGGAGCUGAUAUUCCUGGCCCGAGGCCCCAGUGGCCUACUUCUCUACAAUGGCCAGAAAACGGAUGGCAGGGGUGACUUCGUGUCAUUGGCCCUGCGUGAUAGCCACCUGGAGUUCCGCUAUGACCUGGGCAAGGGAGCAGCCCUCAUCCGGAGCGCUGAGCCCGUGCCCCUGGGUGUGUGGACCCGAGUGACACUGGAGAGAAAUGGCCGCAAGGGCGCCAUGCGCGUGGGUGAUGGGCCCCGAGUGCUUGGGGAGUCCCCGAAGUCCCGCAAGGUGCCGCACACUGUCCUCAACCUGAAGGAGUCCCUCUUUGUGGGAGGGUCCCCUGACUUCAGCAAGUUGGCCCGAGCAGCCGCCGUUUCCUCUGGCUUUGAUGGAGUCGUGCAGCUAGUUGCCCUGAAGGGCCACCAGCUGCUGACGCAGGAGCAGGUGGUGCGUGCUGUGGAUGUCUCAUCCUUCACUGACCACCCCUGCACCCAGCCUUCAGGGCACCCCUGCCUCAACAAGGCCUCCUGCCUCCCUGACGGGGCCUCCUACCAAUGCCUGUGCCCUGUGGGCUUCUCGGGGCUGCACUGUGAGAAGGGACUGAUGGAGAAGUCAGCGGGAGAGCUGGAUGCCCUGGCCUUCGACGGGCACACGCACAUCGAGUACCUCAAUGCUGUGACUGAGAGCGAACUGACCAAUGAGAUCCCAGCCCCCGAAGCUCCGGAUUCUGGGGCCCCGAACAGUGGGAAGGCGCUGCAGAGCAACCACUUCGAACUGAGCCUGCGCACAGAAGCCACACAGGGGCUGGUGCUGUGGAGUGGCAAGGUGGCCACAAGGUCUGACUAUGUGGCUCUGGCUAUCGUGGACGGACACCUGCAGCUGACCUACGACCUAGGCUCCCAGCCCGUGGUGCUGCGUUCCACCGUGCCCGUCAACACCAACCGCUGGAUGCGAGUGCGGGCACACAGGGAGCAGAGGGAAGGCUCUCUGCAAGUGGGCAAUGAGGCCCCUGUGACUGGCUCCUCCCCACUGGGCGCCACACAGCUGGACACGGACGGAGCAUUAUGGCUGGGUGGCCUGGAGCAGCUCCCGGUAGGCCAGGCCCUGCCCAAGGCCUAUGGCACAGGCUUCGUGGGCUGCCUGCGGGAUGUGGUGGUGAGUGGGCGGCCGCUGCACCUGCUGGAGGAUGCAGUCAGCAAGCCCCAGCUGCGGCCCUGCCCCAGCGCCUGAUCCCCACCCGUGUCACCUAUUUUUAUAAACCCAGUUGCUUUUUUAAAUAUGAUUUUCUUGCUUGCGUGUCAGCCAGAGGGACUGCUGGCCUGGCCUCCCUCCCAUCUAGAAACACAAACUCGGUGCCCAGGGCCUGAGGGGUGACACCUGGGGAUGCCCCUCCAUGUGCCCUUUGUGCUAUGUCUCCCACGCCCCUGUGUGCCCCUUUGUUUCCCUCCAUACAGCACCUCUUCCUGCUGGUGACCCUUGUGUCCUGGGAGCAGGUGUCAUGCCCUUCCUUGAGGUUAGGAGGAGCUCUUUCUCCAGGCAGGCCUCCUAGGUUCCCGCUGAUUCCCACCCUCCCCCACCUCAGCUGCUGUGCCCCUCAUCACUGCUGACCUCAAGCUCAGUGACUCCCCCUCUCCCCCCAGGGUCCAGUACUGUGACUUAGAACAAUAUUACUGCUGGGGUCACAUGGGGUCCCCCUCACCUGCUGUGCCCUACAGUCCCAGGGGCUUGAGGCUACCCAGACCCUCAGCUGGCCUUGCCGGACACUCUGAACAUAGCCAAAUCCUCCCCUGAUGCCCCAGGAUCCAGAAGGAACCCCACGAGGGAGCAGGAACAGCCCCAUUGUGGGGCGAGGCUGGAGCCCCAGUUCUGUGUGACGCCCUGCAAGGCCACAUACACAGCUACUGGUUGGGCCUUGCUCCAGUCUGGAAUGGCCUGGUGUGGCAGGGGGCCAGUGCUGUCUGGCCAAGGCCAGGGUAAGGGCCAGGGCGGGAGCAGCUUCGUCUUCAAGGCCGGAAAUGCCUUAAACUGUAACACCACGGCCCAUCCUGUCCAGCGCCUGCCCCCCUGUGUCCAGGCCGGCAUCCACCCUGCCAAGGGGCCUGAAGGGAAUGGGUGUCAUGUUACUAACUCCAGCCCUUGUCUGUCAGUCAUCGUGAAAUAAAGUCUGAACACUUUGA
Molecule: messenger RNA, 7164 nt
Organism: Erinaceus europaeus (western European hedgehog)
Lineage: Eukaryota; Metazoa; Chordata; Mammalia; Eulipotyphla; Erinaceidae
Gene: AGRN
Product: agrin
Exons: 39
Coding region: 53-6217 (2054 amino acids)
Biological process (GO): receptor clustering; G protein-coupled acetylcholine receptor signaling pathway
Molecular function (GO): calcium ion binding; laminin binding
Source: RefSeq, a predicted model, not a curated record